UUCAGACCUACAGUAGCGUUGUUGGUCUGUCAACAACCUAUAAAAUUGCUAAAGGAUUGCUACAAGUGAUGAUAGAGAAACAAAGUGUUAUAAUAAUACCAGAAAAGUGUGUGCAGGUGACUUUUAUCAUUGAAAAUGGCUUCAUUCGAGACGUUAAGACGUGAUUACAAUAUUCAUCUACAGCAAUAUUUCAAGUCAUCAAAUAUAUUGGGUUUCCAGAAAAAGUGUUUGGAAAUAAAUACUAAUGUUUCAAACCGGAAAGCAGUUAUCGAUCAAGCUCUUCGUGAUACACUGCUUGUUGUUUUGCUGGAGAAUUCAGCAGGAAAUGUACAGAUAUUAGAAUCAUAUAUAACGUUCUGCAUUGAGCUAUGUCGCAAAGAUUUGGCGACGGCUAGUAUGCCCGUUAUGCUGCUUGGAGAUAUAUUCGACUGUAUGACUUUAGACAGAUGCGAAGAACUUUUCACUUUUGUUGAGAACAAUGUUGUUGUAUGGAAAGAGGAAAUAUUCUUCAGUGCGUGUAAAAACAAUUUGCUCAGAAUGUGCAAUGACUUACUCAGGCGACUAUCACGAUCCCAGCAGACUGUUUUCUGUGGCAGGAUUCUCUUAUUUCUUGCUAAAUUUUUUCCAUUCUCUGAGAGGUCCGGGUUGAACAUUGUUAGUGAAUUUAAUCUUGAUAAUCACACGGAAUUUGGUAAUGAGAAAUCUGAGAAAGAUUUGUUAGAUCAAAUUGUUGAAGACUCUGAUAAAACAGAAAACAAGAUCCCUAUUGAUUACAAUUUGUACAGAAAGUUCUGGGCUCUUCAAGAUUUUUUUAGAAAUCCUAAUCAGUGUUAUAACAAGAUGUACUGGAAGGUUUUUUCUGCGCAUACGUCGCACGUCUUGUCUGCAUUUACAUCGUUUAAAUUGGAGGAACAGCGUAGCUGCCCAACAAGACGAAUUACUGUCGAUGCACCGAUGGAAGAAAGCCAAAAAGAGACCCACUACUUUGCUAAAUACCUAACAAACCAAAAGUUAUUGGAAUUACAAUUGUCUGAUUCAAAUUUUAGGCGUUACGUACUUUUACAGUUCUUAAUACUCUUCCAAUACCUCAACAGUACUGUAAGAUUCAAAGCAGAAAGCCACGAACUAAAACCAGAUCAAGUUGAGUGGGUGAAAGCGACAACCGAUCAAGUGUAUUCGUUGUUGGCUGAAACUCCCCCAAAUGGAUCAAAUUUUGCGGAAACAGUAAGAAAUAUUCUUAAAAGAGAAGAGCACUGGAAUGCGUGGAAAAAUUAUGGCUGCCCACCGUUUAAAAGACCUGCACCUGAAACAAACGGUGAGGGCGAUGAGCCUAAAAAGCCAAGAAAGCAGCUUGGUGACAUCAUUAAAGAUGCUCAAGCCCAGGGCAAAUAUUACAUGGGAAACCCGGAGUUGACAAAGCUGUGGAAUCUAUGCCCAAAUAAUCUUGAGGCUUGUAAAUCGAAAGAUCGGGAUUUCCUCCCUUCCUUAGAAACCUAUUUCGAAGAAGCUAUCGAACAAUUAGAUCCUGCUGCAAUGGUUGAAGAUCAGUACAAAAAAGUCAACGAUGGAAGCUUUGGCUGGAGGGCUUUGCGGUUACUCGCAAGACGUAGCCCGCACUUUUUUGUCCAUGGAAAUUAUCCGAUUAAUAAAUUACCAGAAUAUUUAGAAGCGAUGAUAAAAAAAAUCGCGAAAGAUCGACCGUCCGAUUUGAAAAUAGAGCCCGAGGAAACACCCCCGGAUGUGAACGAGCAGGAAUUCAAUGAUGACGUUCUCAAACAGGAAACCGAACAAGUUGAGGCGGAUUCAACGCCCACGAAAUUUAGAAAAUUUAAUAAAGUUACAGCUGAUAUAGUCGCCAAAUUAUCCGAAAUAUUAAAGGGUGACUGGAAAGAUCUUGCCGCAAAAUUCGGAUACCACGCGCACGAGAUCGAUUUUUUCUCUAGCAAACCCACCCAGUACGAACAGUGUAAAAGUAUGUUAGAAAUUUGGGCGGAGGAAGACGAAGACGCAUCGAUUGAAAAUUUAGCUUACAUUUUGGAUGGCUUGGGUUUUGCGGAAGCUGUAGCUGUGCUGAAAAGCUAAUCAACUUUACUUAUAUUUUUUUGUGUGAUCUUAACUGUCUUCAAGCUAUCAAAAAAUCGAUAGAUUGAACGAUGCCUAUUUUGAUGUUUUCAAUGUUCUGUUCGAAUACCGAGGAAUAAAAAAUGAAGGAAGGUCCCGAA
This is a messenger RNA of Athalia rosae (coleseed sawfly), 2222 nucleotides long. RefSeq names its product THO complex subunit 1 (gene Hpr1). Bases 136 to 2082 code for a protein of 648 amino acids. Gene Ontology annotation, cellular component: THO complex part of transcription export complex. Gene Ontology annotation, molecular function: protein binding. The transcript has 8 exons. The record is from RefSeq and is a predicted model, not a curated record. NCBI's taxonomy places the organism in Eukaryota, Metazoa, Arthropoda, Insecta, Hymenoptera, Athaliidae. Gene Ontology annotation, biological process: signal transduction; mRNA export from nucleus; regulation of DNA-templated transcription elongation.